CGCUCGGCCGGCCGUCCUGCGUACAGCGCGCGUCGCUCUUGGAGACUCCGGGCGCCGCCAUCAUGUCGACGGCCAUGAACUUCGGGUCCAAGAGCUUCCAGCCGCGGCCCCCGGACAAGGGUAGCUUCCCGCUGGAUCACUUCGGGGAAUGUAAAAGCUUUAAAGAGAGAUUCAUGAAGUGUCUCCGGGACAACAAUUUCGAAAAUGCUUUGUGCAGAAACGAGUCAAAAGAGUAUCUGGAGUGCAGGAUGGAGAGGCAACUGAUGGUACCAGAACCCCUGGAAAAACUGGGAUUUGGAGAUUUGAUAGAUGGAAAGUCAGAGACAAAAUCGGAACCGUGAUGGGAAGAAGCCCGCAGGGCUGUGUGGGUUGUCCGAUGACCUGCCGCCCCAGCAGCGUGCUUGUAGGUACCGUGGCUCAGGAAGGGGCUUUGGUGACGCCCGCGAGGUGCCACUCGAAAUAAAGACAGACACCCCUCCCUGA
Molecule: messenger RNA, 483 nt
Organism: Lagenorhynchus albirostris (white-beaked dolphin)
Lineage: Eukaryota; Metazoa; Chordata; Mammalia; Artiodactyla; Delphinidae
Product: cytochrome c oxidase assembly protein COX19
Exons: 3
Coding region: 63-341 (92 amino acids)
Biological process (GO): mitochondrial respiratory chain complex IV assembly
Cellular component (GO): mitochondrial intermembrane space
Source: RefSeq, a predicted model, not a curated record